UUUGGAAGUUACCACUCCAGCUACCUAAAUAGCUUUAAUGCUGAACGGUUAAUUGGGGAGUAAACCCCCCUCUCUGUACCAGGAUGCUCCUUGUUGUGCUGGUAUGCAGCCUGUCCGUGUCACUGGCUGCUACGGGGCAGCAGACCGACGACGACUGGAUAGACCCUUAUGAUAUGCUCAACUACGAUUCAAGCACCAAAACGAUGAGGAAGCCUGCAGAGAAGGAAGAAAUGGAAAAGAAAAUCCAGCUCAUCUUACAGCAGCCCUUAUGCAGUCCAGUGUUUAUGCGAUUCCUUAGGAGACUCAAAAAGGAUAUACAAAGAGUUGGUUUGCCCAGUGACUUCACAGAGGCUCUCUAUGAUGCCAGGAUCAAACUGUCCAGACAAGACAUGACAGAGAUUGACAGACUUCUGGAUGGUGAAGACAGCUGGAGAACAGGGCCUCUGGACAAUGCCAUCAGUCAGAUACUAGUGGAUCUCAGACCACAUGACCGUGAGGUUUGGAGGUGGCAUUUUGAAGACACCUUUGGUGUGGAGCUUGACACACUGUUAAAAAUGUUGCUGCUUGUUCUGUUUGUAGUGGCCAUCAUAUGCACUCAGCUGUGGUCAAUGGUGUCCUACUUCACGCAGUUUAGGAGACUGUUUGUUGUAUUCUUCUUUAUCAGUAUAUUCUGGAACUGGUUCUAUCUGUACAAAAUUGCCUUUGCUGAACACCAAAACAACAUAGCGAAGAUGAAUAGUGUGUAUGAAAAAUGCACUGGAAUGAAGAAAAUAGGCUGGAUUGAUAGCUUGAAAGAGUGGUUCAGAAGCACCUUCACUCUUCAAGAUGACCCUUGUAAGAAAUACUAUGAAGACAUCAUGGUCAACCCCAUUCUUAUGGUACCUGCAAUCAAGGCGUUCACAGUUACCAUCACAACCCUCUUUACAGAGUCUUUAAACUCAACAGAAAUAAUGAUUUGACAUUUAUCAUGAUGAUUUCAAAUGAUUUGAUGAAAUUUUUUUUAUCGUGAUAACAUUUUUGGCCAUGUCGCACAGGCCUAAUAUACUAACGUAACCUCCAUCUACUACUAAACUCUGGUCAAACAAAGUGCAUGCUUUUCAACUGAUCGCUUCCCACACCGGCUUGUCUGACUAGCAUCACAACGCUAGAUGGGUCAGUAUUAGAAUAUGUGGACACUUACAAAUACUUAGGUGUUUGGAUAGACAGUUCCCUCUCUUUCCAGCCCAACAUAAACCACCUUCAAUCUAAAAGUAUGUCCAGAAUCGGUUUCCUUUUCUGCAACAGGGUCUCGUUCACCCAUGCUGCCAAACCUGCCUUGGUAAGAAUGACUGUUCUACCCAUGCUAGAUUUCAGGGAUGUCAUAUACAGAUCUGCCUCAAACUUUCUUGUGAAAAAACUGGAUGUGGUCUACCACAGUGCCAUCCGUUGUUACCGGCACCCAAUUUAAUACCCACCACUGCGACCUCUAUGCAUUAGUCGGCUGGCCGUCGUUACAUAGCCUACUCGACACCUAACUCAUUGGUACCAACUUAUUGUGUGUACAUAGUGCUUGCUAGGCAGAGCCACCCUAUACCUAUGCUCACUGGUGUCUAUAUCAUUACCCACCCGCAGCCUGCGCUCAAGCAGGUACAUCUCUCUGGUCACCCCAAAAGCCCAUACCACCUUCGGUCGCCACUUCAAGUUCUCCGCUGCCAACGACUGGAAUGAGUUACAAAAACCCCUCAAGCUAGAGACCCGCAUCCCCCUCACUGCCUUUUAAAGCACAUCUGUCUGAACUCUUAUCCGAUCUAUGUCUAUUGUUGGAGCCAUUCUGUGUAUAGCCAUGGGUUGGCGCUGUGUGCAGCCACAAGUCUACUUAAGACAUUGGGUAAUUAGUGCAGGUGUGGCGCACUGCGAGGUGCAUGGUUUUUGACCGUGAGGCACGGCGUGUAAUUAUGGAGACUGACUUGAGUUAAGUUAUUAUUGAAUAAAUGUUUUAUUUUUUGUUAUGUUAAUAAAUGGAUUGGCAUAUCCGACGUUAA
Messenger RNA from Micropterus salmoides (largemouth bass), 2021 nucleotides. RefSeq names its product chloride channel CLIC-like protein 1. Bases 84 to 959 code for a protein of 291 amino acids. NCBI's taxonomy places the organism in Eukaryota, Metazoa, Chordata, Actinopteri, Centrarchiformes, Centrarchidae. Gene Ontology annotation, molecular function: chloride channel activity. Gene Ontology annotation, cellular component: membrane; endoplasmic reticulum. The record is from RefSeq and is a predicted model, not a curated record. The transcript is spliced from 8 exons.